Molecule: messenger RNA, 3738 nt
Organism: Euleptes europaea (tarantolino)
Lineage: Eukaryota; Metazoa; Chordata; Lepidosauria; Squamata; Sphaerodactylidae
Gene: ABCB5
Product: ATP binding cassette subfamily B member 5
Exons: 26
Coding region: 1-3738 (1245 amino acids)
Biological process (GO): transmembrane transport
Cellular component (GO): membrane
Molecular function (GO): ATP binding; ATP hydrolysis activity; ABC-type transporter activity
Source: RefSeq, a predicted model, not a curated record
AUGGUUGAAAUAGAGCCUACUGAAGCUAUAGCCAUCAAAGACAGAGGUCUUGUGGCUAGGUCAUGUUUCGCAGACUGGCAAGAUAUUCUUUUAAUGCUUGUGGGCAUUAGCGCAGCUGCAGCAGUUGGACUUGGACAGCCUGCUGUUAUCAUUAUCUUUGGACAGAUCACUAACAGCUUUGUGGCAACUGGCCAAAAUGUUCCUCUAGACAAGAAUAAUUCAGAGUGUCCAGCAACAGAUGUAGAAGCCCAGAUGACCACGAAUGCUUACUACUAUGUUGGACUUGGCUUUGGUGUGUUGGUGCUCAGUACCAUUCAGGUCUGGACCUUUUUGACUAGUGCUGCAAGACAAACAGCGAGGAUACGUGAUAAAUUUUUUUUUGCUGUUCUUCACCAAGAGAUGGCCUGGUUUGAUACCACCCAGAUUGGAACACUGAAUACCAGACUUACUGACGAUAUUAACACCAUUCAGGAAGGCAUUGGAGACAAGAUCAGUUUAAUAGUCCAGUUUUCUUCCACAUUUGUGGCGGGGAUUAUCAUAGGAUUUGUGUACGGAUGGAAGCUUACUCUUGUGAUUUUGGCUGUUAGCCCUCUUCUUGCUGUAGCUGGGGCUGUGUGGUCAUACCUUCUGUCCAAUUUGACUAUUAAAGAGUUGACAGCUUAUGCUAAAGCAGGUGCUGUUGCAGAAGAAGUCUUGUCUGCCAUCAGGACUGUUACUGCUUUUAAUGGACAGAAGAAAGCUGCCGCAAGGUAUGAUGCAAACUUAGAGGAAGCUAGGAUUGUUGGAAUGAAAAAAGCCAUCACCACCAAUGCUUCCAUGGGUGUCACCCAGUUUGUUAUAUUUGCAUGCUAUGCACUCGCCUUUUGGUAUGGAACUAAACUCACAAGGGAUGAGCCAGAGAACUAUGACAUUGGAAAAGUGUUAAUUGUGUUCUUUUCUGUGCUGAUUGGUGUAUUUUCCAUUGGACAAGCCUCCCCAAAUCUGGAGAGUUUGGCAAACGCUCGUGGUGCAGCCUAUGAAGUCUAUAAAAUUAUCAAUAAGCCCCGUUCCAUAGAUAGCAGCUCCACUGAAGGGUUCAAACCAGACAAGCUGAGAGGAGAGAUUGAAUUCAAGAAUGUCCAUUUUAGCUACCCUUCCAGGCCAGAUUCUCAAAUUCUCAAAGGUCUGAACCUAAAAAUCCAGCCAGGGAAGACUAUUGCUUUUGUUGGCUCCAGCGGCUGUGGGAAAAGCACAACAAUUCAGCUAUUGCAGAGAUUCUAUGACCCAAAUGAAGGAGAGAUUACCAUAGAUGGACAUGAUAUCCGGACACUCAAUAUCAAGUGGAUGAGAGAGAACAUUGGCAUUGUAAGUCAGGAGCCCGUUUUGUUUGCCACCACAAUAGCUGGCAACAUUCGUUAUGGCAGAGAGGAUAUAACGGAUGCUGAAAUUGAGCAAGCCGUCAAAGAAGCUAAUGCUUAUGACUUCAUAUCAAAACUUCCUGAUAAAUUCAACACUAUGGUUGGUGAAAGAGGAGCCCAACUGAGUGGAGGGCAAAAACAACGCAUUGCUAUUGCCCGCGCCCUAGCCAGGAACCCCAAGAUACUACUGCUGGAUGAAGCUACCUCUGCUCUGGAUACUCAGAGUGAAUCCAUAGUUCAAGCUGCACUUGAUAAGGCUAGAACAGGGCGUACCACCAUUGUGAUUGCUCAUAGACUCUCCACAAUCAGGACAGCUGAUGUUAUUGCUGGCUUUGACAAAGGUGUUCUUGUUGAACAAGGGACACAUAAUGAACUUAUGGAACAAAAGGGAGUCUACUAUGCUCUUGUAACGCAGCAGAGUUUUGGAGGGGAUGUUCAUGAGGAUGAAACAUCAGAAGAGGGGACAGAGUAUGAGACUGAUGAUGAUAACGAAACAUGUGAGGAAGAUGAUAUAAAUUAUUUGGAGCCAAACGGCUUGGGAAAUCCUAUCACAGAAAUGUUUAGAAGGGACACCUUGGAAGAAAAGCUGCCUGAGGUGCCUUAUUCCAGAAUCCUGGCUCUGAACAAGCCCGAGUUUUGUGUAAUUGCAGUUGGUGUCAUUGCUGCUGCCGUUGGCGGUUGUGUUACUCCCGUGUUCGCAAUUUUGUUUGGAAAAAUCAUUGGGACGUUUGGAAAAGAUCUUGAAAAGAACAGCCAAGCCACAGUGUUGUAUUCUCUGAUGUUUCUUGUACUGGGAGUGAUCAGCUUAGUAACAUAUAUCCUCCAGGGACUCAUGUUUGGGAGAUCUGGGGAAGCUCUCACUAUGCGGUUGCGAUCACUUUCAUUCAAAGCAUUGCUUCAACAGGAAAUUGGAUGGUUUGAUGACCAUAAGAAUGGUAUUGGGGUUCUGCUAACCAGACUUGCUACAGAUGCUUCUCAAGUCAAAGGAGCAACAGGAAGUCGACUGGGCUUAUUAACUAUGACUAUCUCUACCCUCCUUGCUGCUAUUAUUAUCGCUUUUGUACAUGGCUGGCAAUUAACAUUACUCAUCCUGGCCUGCAUUCCUUUUGUUGCGAUUGCAAAUGCUAUUAGAUUUCGAUCAAUGACUGGUCAUGCAUCAAAGGAUCAAAAAGCCCUUGAAGAGGCCGGAAGAAUUUCAACAGAAACUGUAGAAAACAUACGAACAGUGGUUGCAUUAACAAGAGAAGACAGAUUUUUUGAGCAAUAUCAAACAAGUUUAGCGGGUCCAUACAGGGACUCAUUGAAAAAAGCUCCACUUGAUGGGUUUACAUACGGAAUAUCCCAGUGUGCCAACUUUUUUAUAAAUGCUGCUAUUUUCAGAUUUGGAGCAUGGCUUAUUGCCCAUUGUCUCAUGGACUUUGAACAACUCUUUAUAGUCUUUGCUUCUGUGAUUUUUGCUGCUAUGAAUGUUGGGCAGUCUAAUUCUCUUGCACCAGAUUUUGGCAAAUCAAAAGUUUCUGCUCAAAGAAUUUUUCAGCUUUUGGAUCGGAAACCUUUAAUUGAUAGCUACAGUGAAGAAGGUGACGAACUGGCAAAAUUUGAAGGCAACAUUGAAUUUAAGGACAUCCAUUUUGUAUAUCCAACCAGAACAGAAGUUCAGGUUUUGCAAGGACUCAAUCUAAAGGUUAAUAAAGGGCAGACUCUGGCAUUGGUGGGGAGCAGUGGCUGUGGAAAAAGCACCUCCAUUCAACUUCUGGAGAGAUUUUAUGACCCAGGAUCAGGACAUGUGUUUAUAGAUGGAGUGGACACUAAAUCUCUGCGAAUACAGUGGUUAAGAUCCCAGCUGGGACUUGUGCAACAGGAGCCUAUUCUGUUUGACUGCAGCAUUGCAGAGAACAUCCAGUAUGGAGACAACAGCAGAGUUGUCAGCCAGGAGGAAAUUGAAGAAGCGGCCAGAGCUGCUAAUAUACAUAAUUUUAUACAAAAUCUCCCAGAGAAAUAUAAUACUCGAGUAGGUGAUAAAGGAUCACAGCUUUCUGGAGGCCAGAAGCAAAGAAUAGCCAUUGCCCGUGCCCUUGUCCGUAAACCAGCAAUUCUACUCUUGGAUGAAGCCACAUCUGCCCUUGACACUGAAAGUGAAAAAGUUGUCCAGAAGGCCUUGGACAAUGCCAGAAAGGGUCGGACAUGCGUUGUUAUUGCUCACCGGUUGUCCACUAUCCAGAAUGCUGACAUCAUAGCAGUCAUCCAAAACGGCAAAGUGAUGGAACAGGGAACUCACACGCAACUGCUAGCAAUGGAAGGGUUCUACCAUACAUUGGUCAAUGCACAUGUGCCCCAUUAG